Molecule: messenger RNA, 410 nt
Organism: Aspergillus wentii DTO 134E9
Lineage: Eukaryota; Fungi; Ascomycota; Eurotiomycetes; Eurotiales; Aspergillaceae
Exons: 2
Coding region: 107-379 (90 amino acids)
Source: RefSeq, a predicted model, not a curated record
CAACUUCGUCCAGUGUACUUAGAUUCGACUAUAAAUUGCCAAUUGAUAUAGCUAAUUCCCAUUCCCGUGGAUUUUUCUGUCGCAUACACACACCCAUGCGACCAUAAUGGCUUCCCCCAAAAGACAUGUUUAUCAUACAAUUAUACCUUCACUUCAUUAUCAAUAUUCAAUAUCGGCCCAAUGGUUGAGAUAUAACUCGCCCAUGCAACUUUACUGGGCUGUCUUCGGGAAUUAUUGCGCGCCAAGGGACAAUACCUUCGCAAAAGUCCUCCAGGGUACAUCUCCCAAAUCUGCUAGGAAAUAUGACUGCACAGCAGCCAUCUUGAUAGAUCCGGGUCGUAUCGAUAUCCUAGGGAAACCAUAUUUCCCUUCUGGAUAAUUUGCACAAUCCCUUCGACCUCUGUGCUCGG